Messenger RNA from Ustilaginoidea virens, 885 nucleotides. RefSeq lists its product as uncharacterized. The coding region runs from base 1 to 885 and encodes 294 amino acids. The record is from RefSeq and is a predicted model, not a curated record. The transcript has 8 exons. Lineage: Eukaryota; Fungi; Ascomycota; Sordariomycetes; Hypocreales; Clavicipitaceae.
AUGAUGAAGAAGAUGUUUCCCAUUCAGCCACACUUCGAGGCCAGCCACCUCGGAAAAUAUGCACAUGAAAGCAAAAUGCCCGACUGGCUCAUUCAAAAAUUACUCAGGGGAGGUCAAGUGUGUACAAAGGAUGUUAUUCCAGCCCUCAAACAACUUGCUGAAAAGGCCGAGUCAAUUAAGUAUGCGUAUUUUUGUCAUCCGGGCGUGCAUCAUAUAUCCAAACUGAGUCGAGAAGGAGCAUUUUGCGGCUACCGGAACAUUCAAACUUUGAUAACUUACGUGAUCGGGACAAGCAUGGUGGGAUUCGAACAUUUUGAAGGCACCCUGCCAUCUAUCUUUCGAAUUCAGGACCUCAUCGAAGCCGCCUGGGACUUGGGCUACAACUCAAAUGGUCGCGUGGAAACUGGUGGUAUUAAGGGGACGAGGAAAUACAUUGGUACACCAGAGGCUCAAGCCUUGUUUAACAGUCUAUCAAUUCCCUGCUCUGUGAAAGCUUUUCGUCCCAUGACAAAUGAAAGGGCAUACGAAAGUCUGAUACAUACCAUUGAGAAUUACUUCGAGCAGGGAAUUUUGAUGGAACAUGAUGCCAAAAUACGUCAGACCGAUCUUCCGCCCGUCUACCUGCAACAUCAAGGACAUUCUCUCACAGUCGUGGGAUUCGAAAAGAGUCAAAGGGACGGUUCCUGUCUCUAUGUGUUUGAUCCAUCAAGUAGCAGACCGGAUUCAGUAAAGAAGUGCAUUGGAAAGAAUUUGAGGCUUACAAGUUCAAAAGCUAAUUCUGCCAUACAACCCUAUCGACGUGGAAAGGCUUACCUACGCAAACACAAGGAAUUUGAGGUUCUAUUUCUGCGAAAAACUCCCCCAAGUGACGAUAAUGCAGUGUAA